This is a messenger RNA of Gossypium raimondii (Peruvian cotton), 1125 nucleotides long. RefSeq lists its product as uncharacterized. The transcript has a single exon. Gene Ontology annotation, biological process: regulation of transcription by RNA polymerase II. Lineage: Eukaryota; Viridiplantae; Streptophyta; Magnoliopsida; Malvales; Malvaceae. Gene Ontology annotation, cellular component: SAGA complex. Gene Ontology annotation, molecular function: transcription coactivator activity. The record is from RefSeq and is a predicted model, not a curated record. The coding region runs from base 1 to 1125 and encodes 374 amino acids.
AUGCAACCGCCAAAUCAGCACUCGCGGAUCAAUCUUCUUGAGUUGAAAGCUCAGUUAAUAAAGAGACUGGGGCCUGAGAGAUCGAAACAGUACUACCAUUAUUUGAAUAAAUUGUUGAACUUGAAGCUAAGCAAGGUUGAGUUCAAUAAGGUUUGCUUUCAUGUUCUCGGGAAAGAGAAUGUUAGACUACACAAUCUCCUAAUCCGUUCAAUUUUGAAAAAUGCUUGUAACGCGAAAGUUCCUCCACCGCCUGUGACUAUCCAUGACGGUCAGCAAAUUGGGGAUGUUCUAUUGACACCUUGGAAAGCUAGAUCUGGAGCAUCCAUUAGGCUUACUGCCAAGGUGGAUUCUGCUUCUCAUGAAUCAACAAUAACUAAUGACAUUAUUGUAUCUGAAAAUCAGUAUCUGGCUUCUCAUGGUACAAAGAAGCUGGUGCAGCAUCAUCAAGAAGUUUCAGGAAAAGCAGAUAAUGGAAGAGAUGUUCUGCUUCCUAACUCUGAGGUAAAGGGAUCAGCCAAUGGUUUUGUUUCUGAAGAUGGCAGAGGUCAAAGUGAAGUAUUGUUUGCUGAAGAUGGAAAGGAGUCGUGUGCUAGAAGUUCAUUGCAAGCACCACUUGGAAUUCCAUUAUUCUCUAGUAGUAUCUCUGAGACCCGAAGGGCUUUGACUUUGGCAAGAAGUACUAGACAUGCCAAGUCAUAUGCUAUUGGCGGAUUGCUCGACUCUGAGGCACUGAGGGAACGCAUGCAACAAAUUGCUGCACUGGAGGGCCUUGAAGGUGUGCCAAUGGACUGUGCCAAUAUCUUGAACAACGGACUGGAUGUCUAUUUAAAGAGGUUAAUAAGGAUGAGCUUUGAGCUAGUAGGAACCAGGCAUGGAUGUAGUUUGAGUAAAAAUAAUACAGUGAAGCAGCAUUCCCACUGGAAUCUUGUUAACGGUGUCUCACCGAGUCACCAUAAUCAGGUUCAAAAUAGCAGCUGGAAUUUGGAAGCUAUAGACGAACAGAGAUACUACAAACUGAUUUCUUUGCUGGAUUUCAAGGCUGCCAUGGAAUUGAACCCACAGAGGCUUGGAGAAGGCUGGCCAGUACUGCUUGAGAAGAUAUACAUGCAUUCACCCGAGGAAUAA